This is a messenger RNA of Hippocampus comes (tiger tail seahorse), 1093 nucleotides long. It is a transcript of the gene cimip2b, whose product is annotated as ciliary microtubule inner protein 2B. The coding region runs from base 229 to 1005 and encodes 258 amino acids. The record is from RefSeq and is a predicted model, not a curated record. The transcript has 6 exons. NCBI's taxonomy places the organism in Eukaryota, Metazoa, Chordata, Actinopteri, Syngnathiformes, Syngnathidae.
GGAGUAAAUUGAUUAACUAGCAAACCGAGACGACGAAAUUAAAUGUUUUGCCGAUUCCCGCUAUGUAUUUCCAUCAUUUUACAACGCCACUAUUUGAAAGAGGAAGCCUCGGGGUCAUCACCCUGUUUAGUUUGUUGGCUAUUGUGUGUAGCAACCAAGCAAGCCAACACCUGAGCAACCAGCCAACAACAGUGCAGGUGACCCGCUGGUGCCUCUCAGAGGACCAAUAUGGAGACAGAACUCAGCACCGUUUUGUUGGAGCGUGAUCCACAUUAUAUGCCAGGCUACUCAGGUUAUCGUCCACAGCUAAAGUUCAAAAUAGGCAAAUCGUACGGGCAGCUGAUGGCCGAGUUGCUUCACCCGCUCCCGCACACGGGUGCUGAUGGGACCCUCGGAAGCAUCCCCGAGAGGCACGCCGGCCGGAUCAUGCCUGGUUACACCGGUUUCAUCCCCAAAAGGCAGAACUACAUUGCCUGCAGCUACGCGGAAACAUGCCAGAGAGCAUUUUCGGAUUUUUACCAGGAGAUGUAUACAAAUAUUCAACGGGCGUCAACGGAUCCAUCACUUGCCGACAAGUACUCGCAACCGCAGUCAGAGAGGACAACAGCGCCCCAAACCGCAGUUUCGGACCAAGUGGUAUCCUACAAGCCCUUAAAGAGCUUCACUCCUAUUGCAAAACCACAUUUGUUGGAUGAUGGCCACCCCUACAAGUACUACAUGUCAGGCUUUACAGGACAUGUGCCGAAAUCCCGCUACCUAAUUGGGAAAGGUUACCCCGUUGCCACAAACGAGGCUCUUGUCCACUUGGGGAGGCAGCACGGCGGCGGCGACUGUUCACCGCCAUCCGUACUUGAGAGCUACCCAUCACGCCACAGGGGCGUGGUUCCAGCUUUCACGGGACAUCUCCCUGGAUACAAAUUCAUGUACGGGCACACCUUUGGCCGUCUUUCGAAGAAAGCUAUGGAGAAAAGUGCCAAAAGGAGACCCCAUCUCCAAAAAUACUGAGAAGAAAACAGAUUUCAAUAACAAGAACGUAAAUCUACAUAUGCUACUGUUUUAUUAAAAUGAUUGUCUUUGGACAUUCAAGGAUGCA